This is a messenger RNA of Drosophila virilis, 766 nucleotides long. Its product is annotated as myophilin. Lineage: Eukaryota; Metazoa; Arthropoda; Insecta; Diptera; Drosophilidae. Gene Ontology annotation, biological process: actomyosin structure organization; actin filament organization. Gene Ontology annotation, molecular function: actin filament binding. Gene Ontology annotation, cellular component: actin cytoskeleton. The record is from RefSeq and is a predicted model, not a curated record.
UGUUUCAGCAACUUGCGUCAGUCGAAAAUUAUAUUUUGCUCGCCAUAGUCGCGCAUAGCUCAGCAGUUUCGUUUACAUUUCUUAUUCUAAACAUAAAAUGGCUCCACGCAAUAAGGAACAGGAACAGGAGGUGCUCAAUUGGAUCUUUGCAGUGCUCGGCGAAAAGGUGCCCAGCGGCCAGUAUGAGGAUAUCCUUAAGGAUGGUAUCUGGCUGUGCAAGUUGGCCAAUAAACUGGCCCCUGGAUCCGUAAAAAAGAUUCAGGAGCGUGGUACCAACUUCCAGCUGAUGGAGAACAUUCAGCGUUUCCAGGCAGCUGUCAAGAAGUACGGUGUGCCCGAGGAAGAGAUAUUCCAAACUGCGGAUCUUUUCGAACGUCGCAAUAUUCCACAAGUUACCCUUUCGCUGUAUGCCCUUGGUCGCAUUACACAAAAGCAUCCCGAAUUCACUGGCCCCACCCUGGGCCCCAAAAUGGCCGACAAGAACGAGCGCACCUUCACCGAGGAACAACUGCGUGCACAUGAGGGUGAGCUAAACCUGCAGAUGGGCUUCAACAAGGGCGCCUCCCAGGCCGGCCAUGGUGGUUUCAGCAACACGCGCCACAUGUAAGACGGCAAAACCCUCAGGUAUACAUGCAAGCACACACACACACCUCUCACAGCUACACCAAAAAUAAUUUAGUUCAAACAAUGUUCAUUUGUAUAUCUAUAAUUUCUUGCGGUUUUUAUAAUUAAAGCCCUGCAAUUAGCAGCGCGGGCCCCUCUUAAA